GAUAUAGUUUAAUGUUAAUCUAGAUAAUACUGUAGUUUUUGACCUCUCAUCUAGAUCUACGUAUCCCAUUCGAGUUUUGAAUCUCGACAAGUUUUUAAACUGAAGACGAGGCUUCUAAUCAAUGUCGGCCAUUGUCAACGGUAAUCGUUGAGCGAAUAGGUCUUAUUAUAGCAAGUGCCAUCCUGGAUUAAUUGGUCUUAUUUUGCUGAUAUAAACUUCGCAUUUUAUUCACAAAAGUCUUAGCAAUUUGAUUUAGUAUAUAUUUCAAGUAGGAUCUAUUCAUAAAGUUGGAUAAAAUCGACGAUAAAAACCUAAACAAAGCCGAUCUUCAAAAUGGCUUGCGGAGCAACUUUAAAACGGUCGUUGGAAUUCGAUCCAUUACACAGUCCUAGUCAAUCAACACCAAUAAAACGUAGACGAUGUAUGCCUUUGACUAUGGCUCAGACUCCUCCACCAACAAAGUUACACCAACUCACACCGUCACCAUUUGCAGAUUUAUCUCCAAAAUUAUCUAAAGAAGAAAUUGCUGAAAGAAUUGGAUCAGAACUUAAAAGAAUGCAAAGGCGAAAACAGUUGUUCAUGCCUCGUUCUAUAAGUCCACCACUCUCAACUUGUUCAUCUCUUGGUCGUCAGAGUCCCACUCUAACAUUAGAUAUGUUGACAUCCAUUAACUCUUCAAAUGACUUUCCUUCAGCAUCUACACAGUCUAACUCAGGGACCUCAUCACCAAAACAGAAAGAUGUACCUUUGUUCACAUUUAAACAGGUGGCUAUGAUUUGUGAACGUAUGAUUAAGGAGCAUGAAGACAAAUUAAAGGAAAGCUAUGACAAAGUUCUAAGCAGUAAAUUAUCAGAACAAUAUGAGGCAUUUUUAAAGUUCAACCAUGAUCAACUUCAGAAGCGUUUUGGCAAUGCACCAAUGAGCUAUGUUUCAUAAUGAGAAAUGGACUGGACAUUCAAAUAGCAACUUUUUUUGUUUGCCUAUUAUCAUCUUGCUGCACUUGUUACCUUGCCAGCAGCUGGACUAUGUUUCAUGAUCGGCAUUUUUUUUUUAUUAAACAAGGAAAUUCAAGGACCUGCAAACAGUGCUCAGUCUACAACUUUUUCCCAACGUAUGAUAACUAUUUUUCAUAAAUGGGAAACUAAUGUACAUGGUUUAAUCUGAACAUGACGGGUAAUUUUUCUUUCAAUUCUUUGGUGCAGUAAACUGGAUUCCAAGCCUUAACAUUUUUUUAAAUCUGAUAUUAAUCUGGACUGCAAGUGAGACUAAUUUGGAUUACACUGCAAAAGGUUAUUAUGAUGAGAUAAGCUUGGCACUGGAUUGUAGGCUUUUUUUUUUUUUAACUUAAUUUCAUUCUUUGUAUGAUUUGAAAAUUUGUCAGCUUAUCAAAAUAUCUUUGUUUAUAAAAAGUCACUUUUGAGUGUAAUCUAAUAUAUAUUUUUGGUUGACCUCUCAUGAAAUGUUUUCAUCAUUAUCCAUUCUGUGCUUGCUGAUGGACUAGUUGUUCUUGAAAUUUACAAUAUGAAAAGUUUUCUUAAAUGUUUAUUUUUUUUGUUUAUUUUAUUGAUUCCUAUUAUUUUAAGGAGUGCUAGUGACAGUUGUGAGCCAUUACAAAUGUGAAUUAUAUAGUUCUAAAAUGGAUCCAGUAAAUAAAUUUUGUAAAUAUAUAAUUCAUUAUUUUGCAUGAUUUUACUAACUGAAUAAAGUUAUAACCUAUUCUAUACUUUUUACCAAGCUUUUAAUUGUUUACUAAGUAUUGAUUCAGUCAUGUAUAUUUAUUAAUUGAAAAAAAAACGUUGCCCUUAAUAUGACAGUUAAACAUUUUGUUUUCCAUUUGACUUUUAAAAAAGUUGUUUUUUAGACUGUUAUUCAUUUUUAUUUUGAAACAAAAAAUGGGGCAUAUGAAUAAAAAAAAAAAGAUUUAAUUGAUGAAUUAAGUUUCAUAACUUGACAGGCUCAGUGCUUAGUUUAUUUAAAGUUCUUGAAGUAUUCAAAUCAUGUAAAUACAAGCUUCAUAUGAAAUCAGAAUAUUUAGUGUAGAAUUCUGAAAGAUGUAUCACCUAUUUUUUAACAUGGGACAAAAUAAUUUGUUGAAUACAUCUAUUAAGAAAGAUAUUACAUGAUUCAAAAAUAAGUUAAUAAAAAAAACAAAAAUACUAGCGUCUAUUCCUCUUUUAGGGUCCGCUAAUAAUAAAGAAAUACUUAGCAUCUAGGCCUUUUUCUGUAGAUGUGGAUAUUGCAAGACAAUUUAAAAUAACUAGUGUACAUUUACAUUACUAAAUGUGCCAUGUAAUAUAAUUUCUUAUUUAUUUCAAAGAAUGUUGUAAAUUUUUUUUUUUUUUUUAGUUGUUCAAGAACUUUACAACAUUACAAUAGAUACCAUACAAAAAUCUUGAAAAUACAGACUUUUAAACGUCUAGAUAUCUCCAUUUUCAGACAUGUAUAGGUAUUAGCUUUUACCAGUUUGGCCUUCAUCGUAUUUAUAUAUAAUAGUAAUAGUAUUUCUACAGUGUAGAGAUAAAAUUAUGGAAGCUGAAAAUGAGUGUGUGGCCAUGUUAUGUCAUUUGAUUGAAAACUUUUGUAAUAGAGCUUGAUUGAAAUGAGGUCAACCUUAUUAGCAGUGGUAAGAUACCAAUAGCAUGACUGUAAGUUGGUGUUGUGAUGUGUGCAAACUUCAAAAUGUGUGUACAUAGAAAUACAUUGAUGACCUGUUAACAAAUGCUUGAUAAAAAAUAAAGUUCAUAAGUCAUUG
This is a messenger RNA of Biomphalaria glabrata, 2752 nucleotides long. RefSeq names its product akirin-2-like. Gene Ontology annotation, biological process: positive regulation of innate immune response; positive regulation of transcription by RNA polymerase II. Bases 334 to 936 code for a protein of 200 amino acids. Gene Ontology annotation, cellular component: nucleus; chromatin. Gene Ontology annotation, molecular function: transcription coregulator activity. The record is from RefSeq and is a predicted model, not a curated record. Lineage: Eukaryota; Metazoa; Mollusca; Gastropoda; Planorbidae. The transcript is spliced from 4 exons.